UGCGCGCGCUUGCCCCCCCCUUCCAAGGCCCGGUUUCGGUCUGGUCGGUCGGUCACCGGGAAACAAGCCCCGGUUCCCUCUCCCUUCCAGGCGCCAUGUACCGCGCUCUCUACGCUUUCCGUUCUCCGGAGCCCAACUCCCUGCAGUUCGAGGCUGGGGAGAGCUUCAUUAUCCUGGAGCGGUGCAACCAGCACUGGUGGCUGGCCAGCCGGUGUAGCAGCGGGGACACGGGCUACGUGCCGGCCUCCUACGUGGAGAGGAUCAAGGUGCAGGAACAAGACGUCGUUCUCCAGUCCAUUGAUAGAGCUAUUGAAGCCAUACACAACGCAGCGAUGACCAACGGCGGCAAAUACAACCUGGAGCAAAGAGACGUGCUUCAAAAGCUGAUCAAUCACCGAAAAGAUACACAGUGCCGAAAAAGCCACUCGCCAGGCGCCAAAGCAAAUUCCAUGACCGCUUCCAACAGUGAUCAUCAUUUGGAUUCUGUCCGGCAGCCCAACGGCAUUUGCCGGACUGGCUAUGAGCGAAACAUGAGUUUGCCGAACUCCGAGUUUACUUCCGAGGAUGAGACGCCCUAUCAGAUUCCUCCACAGCCCCGACGCGCAGCUCCUGUUACCCCGCCGCCACCGGAGAAAAAGAGGAAUGCACAAAUACACACUAAAAAUUGUACUGACAAUGCUUCAGGAUCGAUAGCUGACAUCUCCACUGCAAGUAUAUCAUCUCUUGAUACCCUUUGCACCACAUCUACGCACUCCCUCCACCCUACGAUAGCAUCGAGCCCCAGUAACACCCCACCGCCCGUGCCGAGCAGAAGCGUAAACACCAUGGUAACCCGCGGCUUGCCCCCAAGCAGCACAGAAUCUCAGAACAAGGUGGCUUCCCAAGAGCUUCCCAAUAAAACAGAGAACCUGAGUCUAAGCGACCCUAAAACACAAAUGAAGAGGAUGGCUCCGGCACCACCUGGCUUGGAAGCUUUCCAUUCCGUCAACCACGACAACAAAGCAAAGCCGUCGGCAAAACCGGUGGCGCCAGAAACGGCGACUCCUGCCAUCAGCGUUCCAAAAAUGAUGGGCGCCGAGCUUAUAGAGCUGGUUCGGAAGAACACGAAUCUUAGCUAUGAACUCUCGCGGGUGGCUAUAGGAGUGGUGGCCGGACAUAUCCAGACCUCCAUCCCAUCUGUAGCUUCCAUCAUGGAGCAGAUUCUGGUCUCCCUCGUGGAGUGUAAGGAUUCCGGUUCCAGCUUACCAUCUGGACAGAUCUGCCACGACGAGCAGCGACUGGAGGUGAUCUUUGCCGACCUGGCCCGACACAAAGACGAUGCUCAGCAGCGGAGCUGGGCCCUGUACGAGGAUGAAAAUGUCAUACGCUGCUACCUGGACGAGCUCUUGUUGAUUCUGACAGACGCAGACCCCGACGUGUGCAAGAAGAUGUGCAAGAAGAACCAGUUUGAGGCCGUCGUGUCCCUCGUGGCUUAUUAUCAAAUGGAGCACAGAGUUUCGUUGCGACUUUUGCUACUGAAAUGUUUUGGGGCCAUGUGUAACCUGGACGCCUCUAUUAUUUCUGCCCUGGUCAAUUCCCUCCUUCCCAUGGAGCUGGCGCGGGAUCUCCAAACAAAUACUCAAGAACACCAGAAAAUGUGUUAUUCAGCCUUAGUGCUCUCUAUGGCUUUCUCUAUGGGAGAACCUCUUCCGUAUCACCAUUACGAGCAUCUGAACUCCCAGUUUAUCCGGUUCCUGUUGGAUGUGAUUGAAGACGGUUUACCUUCCGACGUUACGGAGCAGCUGCCCGAUCUGUUCAUCAACGUGCUUCUGGCUUUUAACCUUCACAUACAAGUUCCCGCAAACAACGUCAUCAUGAAAACAUUAUGCAAAAUUCCCAAUGUCAAGGUUUUUACAGAAAAGCUGCUGCUACUUCUCAACAGAGGAGACGAUCCAGUUUGUAUCUUUAAACACCAGCCUCAGCCCCCGCAUUCGGUUUUAAAGAUCCUGCAGGAUAUUUUUGCCAGCAGCGACACGGCAAAUAUCUUUUAUCACUCGGACAUGAUGGUCAUGAUCGAUAUCAUUGUACGGCAGAUCGCAGACCUUUCGCCAGGAGAGAAGCUGCGCAUGGAGUACCUCUCCCUGAUGCACUCCAUCAUUCGCUCAACCGAUUACCUUCAGCAUCUUCACCGCCAUCACGACCUCCAUGGAAUCCUGCAGCGCAUUUUAGCCGAAGAGGAGGAAAACCCUCACUGCCAGAUGGAUAAAAUGAUCGUUCGUGAAAUAUACAAAGAAUUCCCUCACUUUUCCCCAGAGAGCGGCUAAAUAUCAACCGCUGCUGCCACGACGUGUGGAAAACGACCCCUACGUUUAAUCUUCCGGCCUACUAACCACUUCUAACAUUUUAUACGCACCCCUAGUUACAAGGAGGGCCUUUCCGUCUUAAUUAACCCUUUGGCGGACCGGAGUGGUCUGUUUUCACACCCAUCUGACAGCCACGGGAUUAAAGAACUGUGAAGAUUUUUUUUAAUUAGGAAUCGUUUCUGCUAC
Molecule: messenger RNA, 2528 nt
Organism: Spea bombifrons (plains spadefoot toad)
Lineage: Eukaryota; Metazoa; Chordata; Amphibia; Anura; Pelobatidae
Gene: NCKIPSD
Product: NCK interacting protein with SH3 domain
Exons: 13
Coding region: 96-2303 (735 amino acids)
Biological process (GO): endocytosis
Molecular function (GO): protein binding; Arp2/3 complex binding
Source: RefSeq, a predicted model, not a curated record